AGGACCCGGAUGUGCCGCUGUUUCGCCGUUCCGGCUCACUCCACUUCUCCCAGCGCGCGCUGCGCCGUCAUGCAGGUCCCGGCGUGAUGGCUGCCGCCGCGGCGCGCUGGGGCGUGGCGUGGCGUGGCCCGGGGCCCUGCUCCGCGCCGCGGGGCCCCCUGGAGGCCCUGGAUGUGAGGGCGAGGGGCCGCCGGCGGGGCGCCCCCUGAGGGCGGGGCGUGGCGUGGCGGGGCGUGGCGCGGCGCGGCGGGGCUCCCCACGGGGGGCCCGAGCAUGCUGCGCGUCUCGCGGCGCGUCCUGACGGGCCUCAUCCUCCUCGUCGCGGUGGUGGCGGCCGCGGCCGCGGCCGACUGCCCGCAGUACUGCGAGUGCAAGUGGAAGGGCGGCAAGGAGUCCGCCAUCUGCAGGGGCGCCAACUUCAAGACGCUGCCCAAGGGCUUGGACGCCGGCACCCAGCUGCUGGACCUGACGGGCAACGCCAUCGCCGUCCUGGCCAAGGACGUCUUCUCGUCGGCGGGCCUGGUGAACCUCCAGAAGGUGUACCUGGCGCGGUGCCACCUCGCGUCCAUCGACAGGCUCGCCUUCAGGCUCCUCAUCAACCUGGUGGAGCUGGACCUCAGCUACAACGAGCUGCAGGCCGUACCGUCGGCCGCCUUUGAGAGCAUUUCGGAGCUGAGAGAGCUGCGGCUCAGCGGCAACCCUAUCUUGCGCCUGGAGGGCAAGGCCUUCUUCAAGGUGCCGGAGCUAGUGCGACUGGAGAUGUCGGACUGCAGGAUCUCCUCGAUCGAGAUCCGCGCCUUUGCCGGGCUGGAGAAGAAGCUGGAGUGGCUCAAGCUGGAUCACAACCGGCUGAGCAGUGUGCGCCCGGACGCCUUCUCCGCCAUGGAGAGCCUGCACGGGCUGGAGCUGGACGGCAACCCCUGGAACUGCACCUGCUCGCUCAGGCCCUUCAGGAGCUGGAUGGUGCGCAAGAACGUCCCGUCGAGCGUGCCGCCCGUGUGCGCGUCGCCGGGGAGGCUGCGGGGACGCGCCUGGGACCGGCUCGACCUGGACGACUUCGCGUGCGGGCCGCGCGUCGAGGCGCUGCGGGGCGCGGCGCAGGCCGUGGAGGGCGACAACGUGACGCUGUCGUGCCGCGUGCAGGGCGCGCCCAGCCCCAGCGUGCGCUGGCUCUUCCGCAACCGGGUGGUGGCCAACGUGUCGGCGCCCUUCGCCUCCUCGAUGGCGUUCGGCGCGCGCAAGCUGCUGUACGUGCGGACGGUGGGCAACAGCAGCAACCUGACGAUCGUGGCCACGGACGCGCAGGACGCGGGCGUGUACGUGUGCGUGGCCGACAACCGCGCCGGCAAGGUGGACGCGAGCGUGACGCUGUCGGUGAGCAGGAGGACGGGGCCGGCCGACGGCCCGCCGCUCUCGGGCAAGGUGGUGGCGGCCAGCGUCCUGGUGGCGCUGCUGUUUGUCAUGACCACGUGCCUGGUGGCGCUCUGCCUGUGGAGCCUGCGCAAGCGCCACUCGCUCUGGGUGGAGCAGGCGCGGAGCGGCGCGCGCCUCUCCAGGCUGCGGCACGACGACAACAACCACUACGAGAAGAUCGAGAUGAUGAACCACAAGCCGCAGGCCGAGCCGCAGCAGCAGAGGGUGGCCUCCACGGCCAUCGGGGCCACCGCCAACCACAGGCCGGCCCGGACGCCCGACGAGCAGGUGAUACCCGUUCACCGGCGCGGCGGUCGCAAGGGCAGGUACCGCGGCGUGCCCACCUGCGAGGACGACGAGGUCGGGUACGACGCCGAGGUGGAGAUGACGCCGUCCGUGAGCCACGCGGGCGGGGCGUGGACCUCGGACGACACCAUCAGCAGGCACUCGGACACCAGGACGGGCGCGGCCCCCUCCCACGAGCCCCGCGUCCCCGGGGCGCUGUCGGCCGACGGCGAGCAGCCCAAGCAGUCUGCCUCGCUGGCGGCGGCGGCCCCGGCGGCCCCGGCGGCCCCGCUGCGCAACGGCAUCGCCGCAGGCUCGUCCGCGCUGUCGCACCACGUGCUGCGGAAGCAGGUGCUCGGCGACAGCGGCGGCAGCCUCUACACGUCCCUCCUGGCGGACGACGACCUCCUCGGCGGCGACGACCGCUCCUUCCCCGACCUGCUGCAGCCCCAGACUGACUCGCUGCCGCCCAGCCUCGGGGGCAGCGUGGGCGGCGACCUCAGCGGGGGCGGAGCGGCGGGAGGCGGCGGCGGGGGUGGUACGCGCCUGUGGGGGACACUGCCCCGGCGGCCCCACCACCGCGGAGACCGCCAAAACCGUCGGGGAUCCGAGUCACCGUUGCUCACCGACUCAAGGUACGGGUCGUCGGGCGGCAGCACCAGCUCAGGGUUCGGGGCGGGCCUGGGGGCCGCGGCGGCGUACCCGCUGCACCACCAGAGGUCCUCGUCGUCGCUCAACCUGGCAGGCACCUCGCCGUUGGCGCCCAUGCCGCUGCAGCACGCGGCGCCGCGGGGGCCGGCGGCCGCGACCCGGAGGAACCCCAGCCUGCCCGGCUCGCCCAGCCGGGACCGCUUCGGCCUCGUCGAGACGCCCAUUCUGGCGGCGCUCAACAACACCCCGAACAAGAGGUACUCGCAAGGCCACGCCGUCUCACCCAGCUCCUACGACUACCACACGGCGCAGCUCGAGCGAUUCCUCGAGGAGUACCGCACCCUGCACUCGGAGCUGUCCAAGAUGAAGGAAACGUGCGACUCGCUCGCCGCCAACCCGAAGUCCAUCCUGAAGAAGAAGCAGCAGGCGGCCGCGGCGGCGGGCGCGGGCGCGCAGCAGGCCACGCUCAGCCCCGAGCACCCGUACUGGGUGCCGCGGGCGGAGCUCACCACCCUGGCGCGGCGCUACAGCGGCGGGGACUUCUUCCCCAGCUGAGCGGGGGCCCCGUUUGGGGUGGGCGCGGUGUGUGAUGUGGCUCAAACGGAACCUGAUUGAAGGAGAGUAGAUUGCGGUUUAGAAUUGUAAUAAACAAGUUUAGGGUGAGCGGUGGGCUGGCCACCAGAGUAGCUGGCCAGUGUGAGCGUUAGAGGUAAAGGUGGAACGAGCUGUUUUUAUUUUUGUUAAGCUGCUACUAUUUUGUUUUCGCAUCUCAAAAUGUGCGAAAAACAGACAAAACUCUGUGUAUACAAUAUUGCGUCAGAGGACCCUCCCUUUUAGAAAAAUAUGGCAAAUCCUCGGUUGAAAAAGAGCGGGAAAAUGCGGGAAAAUGGGGCGCAGGAAAGGGAAUAUAUUUAUGGACAAAUGUUGUUUUUUUCAUGGGGUCGCGCUCCGGGCCAGCCUCGGCCUGUCCAGCCGCCACGCGGCGCGGCGCCACCCUGCGACACCGUGUGCCAAUCCAGUUAAUUACUUCCUCCACCGCGCCAUGAUGGCUGCUCUAUUGAUGGAGUGUCCAGUCGCACAGCCCGGUACGGACGGCCGGGGUCCAGCAGGCGAUCAGGUGUGAGCGACAGCCUGUAAAAUGGAUGAUGUUGGUUCGAGAGCGCGCGGGGCGGCGAAGAAUCCGCCGUGGUAGUGUGUGUGUGUGAGAGAGAGAGAGAGAGAGAGAGAGAGAGAGAGAGAGUGAGUGAGUUUUCAAGGGGUGCCUUAGACGUGAAUCUGUCGAUCCCUGUAUAACGGCCAGAGCAAUUGCAGUGUUUCGGUUUGCUGAGUUUACGGCUAAAAGUUCGGCUAGAAGUUUGUAGUUUGCCUACCUCCCCCCCCCUCCUCGAAGAUGGAAAUUGUUAGCCCCUAUUUUCAAUUGUGCCGCCUUCAAGUUUCAAAUUGAUUACCGCGACACUUCGUUCAAUGACUGAUUAUGUUACAGAGACAGCUCGUUUAUCUUUCUUUUUGUUCCUAUAUAGCAAAGUUGUUACCAUUAUAUUUAUAUUUAAGUAAAAGUUGUGUACAUAUCAUGUAAAUAAAACAUGUGCAUAUUUUAUGUGCAGGUAUACAUUUGUUAUUUGUCCUAUUUAAGUUUUGUUUUACUAAAAUAAAGACGAGAGAGGCUGUUUCUUA
This is a messenger RNA of Frankliniella occidentalis (western flower thrips), 4023 nucleotides long. RefSeq lists its product as uncharacterized. The transcript has 9 exons. Bases 274 to 2904 code for a protein of 876 amino acids. The record is from RefSeq and is a predicted model, not a curated record. Lineage: Eukaryota; Metazoa; Arthropoda; Insecta; Thysanoptera; Thripidae. Gene Ontology annotation, molecular function: protein binding.